GGAAAUCCUGGAGCUUUCUCAGUGGGUAUACUGCGUAUACUUGCGUAUCACGUAGCCUACACCACUGCAACAAACACCAACAUGCCCACAUGCACAGAGUUGAGUGGAGCACAUUCACUUUCCGAGGACAGAGAGGGGUAAGAGGCACAAGGCUCCUCCCUGAGAGUUUGUGAAAACAUUCCAGCAAAGUGAGAGCGGUCAAAGAAUUGGAAAGUCUCAGAGCGGCCUCUUACUUUCUCUCUAUCCCUCUCACCUCUUUUGCAUAUGUAGUUACCCUGUAUACAAAAGUGUUUAUGCAGUAGGUUGCGUGAAGCUCUGAGGACCGUUCUGGGAGGGGAAAACCUGAAGAAGCAUCUAAAAUCUGGACAAACAAAGAAUCCGAGUGGCCCCCAUUGAUCUGCUCACAAUGAAGCCGGUGUUUGUCCUCCUUGUUACCACCGCCUGGACCUUGACUGGAGCCCAGUAUUACUAUCAGGGGCUGAUGGAUUAUCUGGAGAACAGGUUGUCAGCUAUUGAGGACCGCAUGCAGUUGUGGCAUGAACAAUCCCAUCGCUAUCACACAGAGAUGCUGGAUUUCAAAAAGCUAACUGCCGAGGCCAUGGAUGGGCUAAGGAAUGAGCACAGCGUGCUGUUCAAAGACCUGGAAGGAGCUGCAGUCCGAGUGGAUCGGAUGGAGCGAGAGAUGGACUACGUGGAAGCUCAGACUUCCCCUCGGGCCUGUGCGAAUAAGGCAGACAAGGUGGUGGAGCAGGGAACCUGGGGGCUGGAGAGCAGAGGAGAGGAAGAGCAGGAAGAAGACUGGGAGGAGUUGCACUCCAGAGUCUCUGACUGUGUGGAAAUCAUCUCUGGCAUCAGAUCAGUCAAGAUCCUGAAGAGAGUGGGCAGUCCCAAGGGCAUGUGGACCAGAGACCCCAGGUCGUCCAAGGUUUACGUCUUUAACGAGACAUCCGGAGACAGCCUCUACCAGUUCAACUCUGUACGAGACUUUUCCCGCUCUCCUGGCGUCACCGGCAGCCGACAGAUCCGGCUUCCGUCUGAGUGGAGCGGCCCCGGCAGCGCUGUCUAUAACGGCUAUUUAUACUACAUACAGCAGGCGGCCGAUAUGGACAUUGAGGUGGUUAAAUAUGACCUGCUGAGUGGCUCGGUGACAGACGUCACUAUGUUCCCCGUGGAGAGCCACGCUACAGUUUACAGCCUCAACCCGGAAACCGUUGCGGACCUCGCAGCAGACGACGAAGGCCUCUGGCUCCUGUACGCCAACAGCGACAGUGAGCCCAACAUCAACCUUGCAAAGAUGGACCCGGCCACGCUCGAUAUAGAACAAAUCUGGGACACCCGGUGCCCACGGGAGAACGCCGAGGCGGCUUUCGUAGUCUGCGGGACCGUCUACGUCGUGUACAACACGCGCCUGGCCAGCCGAUCCCGGGUCCAGUGCCUGUUUGACGUCAACGACAUGGUGAUCAGCCAGGAGGCUCCCCUGAUCUACUUUCCCAGGAGGUACGGAGCCCACGCCAGUCUGAAAUACAACCCCGAGGAAAAACAGCUCUACGGCUGGGAUGACGGCUACCAAAUCAUCUACAGACUGACCAUGAAGAGGAAACUGCUGGUGUGACGGCAGGGACGUUGUGUCAUGUUGUCAAAAGGCAAUGCUAAAGAACAGAAGCAGUACAUUUACACAUGCUAUGCCAAAAGUCUUCCAGCCGCCUGCAGACUCUUCAUUCACCUUAGAUUGAAUACAGAUCACCCAUAACAUUACACAUUUUUAAGCAAAUGAAUCCGCCUUUGAACUUUU
Perca fluviatilis (European perch) is the source of this 1792-nucleotide messenger RNA. It is a transcript of the gene olfml3a, whose product is annotated as olfactomedin-like 3a. NCBI's taxonomy places the organism in Eukaryota, Metazoa, Chordata, Actinopteri, Perciformes, Percidae. The record is from RefSeq and is a predicted model, not a curated record. The transcript has 3 exons. Gene Ontology annotation, biological process: signal transduction. Bases 407 to 1612 code for a protein of 401 amino acids.